GCUGUCAUUGCUAUUAUUUUCCAAAUUUAGAGGUUCUGGACAAAAACCGGCUACCUACAAAAAAAUCCACUUAAAUGAUAAAUUUUCGAUUAAGCAGAAAUUUAUUUACAACUGUAGUUCUACCUUUUCGACAAUUAAGUAAAAUGCAGCAACAAAACGUUGAGUCUAAAAAGGGUCAACCUCUGAAGCAUAUAAUUAAAAAACUAGAAAAUUUUGCACCACUUGCAUUUGCCGAGAAAUGGGAUAAUGUUGGUCUUCUCAUAGAACCUUACCAACAGAAAGAUGCAAUUAAAACAAUAUUUCUCACUAAUGAUUUGACUGUAAAUGUCAUGGAAGAAGCUGUGGAUAAGAAUGCAGAUUUGAUAAUUUCUUACCAUCCACCAAUAUUUGCUCCACUAAAGAGGAUUUCCCAAAAUAACUGGAAGGCAAAAAUAGUAUCAAUGUGCCUUGCCAAAGGUAUCGCUGUCUAUUCCCCACACACUGCAUGGGACUGCGCUCCAAAUGGAGAAAGUCUUAAUUGCUGGCUAUCAAAAGCAUUUAAACUUACAGAUAACGCUAAACCAAUAACCAUAAAUCCAGAAACGAAAACUGGACCAGGUCUAACAUGGUCAUAUCCUUCCUCUUUGAAUUAUAAAUUGCGAGAAGUGAUUGAAGAUAUUCAAAAUUACAUUGGGCUGCCAGUUCAUGUUGCAAUGGGUGUGAGUCAUUCUCUAGACUCUGUAAUACAGAAUAUGGCAUGUUGUGCAGGCUCUGGAGCAUCACUCCUCAAAGAAGUAUCCAAUACAGAUGUGUACAUUACAGGAGAAAUGUCGCAUCAUGAAUUAUUGGAUGCUCAACAUCGAAAUAUUACUGUGAUUUUAUGUAAUCACAGCAACACGGAAAGAGGUUUCCUGAAACAUUUCCAACCGAAACUAAGUAACUUUUUAGAGAGUAAUUGUGAAGUAAUUGUUUCGGAAUGUGAUAAGGAUCCUCUUGAAACAUUUGUAAGAAAACAUUGAAAUGUGAAAUAAAGUUUUUUUCUACAGCUCAA
This is a messenger RNA of Episyrphus balteatus (marmalade hoverfly), 1030 nucleotides long. Its product is annotated as NIF3-like protein 1. Gene Ontology annotation, cellular component: mitochondrion; cytoplasm. The transcript is spliced from 4 exons. The record is from RefSeq and is a predicted model, not a curated record. Lineage: Eukaryota; Metazoa; Arthropoda; Insecta; Diptera; Syrphidae. Bases 75 to 998 code for a protein of 307 amino acids.